Oncorhynchus kisutch (coho salmon) is the source of this 2123-nucleotide messenger RNA. RefSeq names its product secretory carrier-associated membrane protein 4. The transcript has 7 exons. The record is from RefSeq and is a predicted model, not a curated record. NCBI's taxonomy places the organism in Eukaryota, Metazoa, Chordata, Actinopteri, Salmoniformes, Salmonidae. Gene Ontology annotation, cellular component: recycling endosome membrane; trans-Golgi network membrane. The coding region runs from base 239 to 937 and encodes 232 amino acids. Gene Ontology annotation, biological process: protein transport.
GUAGCAUAGAUGGCGCUGGCAUUGUAGUCACACGUCUCCUGUCUACGCCCUCUAUCGUUUACGGGAUCUGUAGUUUAACAAUCGAAAAAUUGUAUUCCAAUGUGUCUUUCUGCGACCUUUGUAGAACUACCACUCCCUCAAUGCAUUGCUGUGGCUUCCACGGAACUUGAGUCUUAGUUGACGACGCAUCCCUAAACGAGCUGGAGUAAGCGGUUUUCAGGAAAGGACACAGGAUUUCAUGAUGACAGAGCGGGUCAACAACUUUCCCCCACUGCCUAAGUUCCUGAGAAUCAAGCCCUGCUUUUAUCAGAAUGUGGAGGAGGAGAUCCCAGCCCCGCACCGACAGCUGGUACGCCGGGUCUACAACCUCUGGAUGUUGUAUUCAGUCACACUGUGUGUGAACGUGGUGUCAUGCAUAGCUUGGUGGGCAGGGGGGGGAAGUGGAGCCAAUUUUGGCCUUUCCCUUCUCUGGCUUCUCCUCUUCAGUCCGUGCAGCUACACCUGCUGGUUUAGACCUCUCUACAAGGCCUUCCGGGCUGACAGUUCUUUCAACUUCAUGGCCUUCUUCUUCAUCUUCUUUCUGCAGUGUGUUCUCGCUCUCAUUCAAACUGUGGGCUUCUCUGGUUGGGGUGCUUGUGGUUGGAUCGCAACAGUGCCGUUUUUCAGAAACAACGUGGGUUCUGCUGUAGUCAUGCUAUUCUCGGCUCUGCUCUUCACUCUAGUGACUGUGUUAAUGGGACUGAUUCUCAUUAGGGUUCACAGGCUGUACCGUGGUGGAGGGGGCAGCUUUGAGCGUGCACAGGAAGAGUGGACCACUGGACUCUGGAAGAGCGCUCCCGUGAGAGAGGCCGGCUUCAAUGCUGUCACUGAAACUGGCCCAAGCCUUCCCCAAUACCCUGCUGAUGUGCCAAGCUACCCCGACAAUGGCCCCUGGUGAUACCCUAAGUGGACUCUAGAUGGAGACAGAGCACUUUCUCCAUGGCAGGCAGGCUGGAUGAACACUUGUCCAGCACACCAUACUAGAACAAUCUCACUUUUAACAAUAUGAAAUGCAGAGCUGGAAUUUUAAGAGAAUUAGCUGAUUUUAUUCAGCAGUACUUUAAGAUUGAUAGAGGCUACUAUUAUACUGUUUAUCUUUGAGGGAAAAGCAUAUCAUCCUUAUUGUUGAAAAGAUUUGAUGGAUAUUCAAAAUAUGAUCCAUUCCAUUGCACCUGUUUACAUUUAGUAUGUUCCACAAUAUGAAUCUGAUCCUUCAAGUAAAAAGGUAUCUUCUAAAAUGGUUUAUGUACCGUAGCAACAAUGAGACUAAGAAAAUUGCUACGUCAAAGGCUUGUGCCUUAUCUUUAAAAUAUGAGACAAAAGAAGCAAGGUGAUUCCAAAGUUGUCUUUGGAUUCAUUUUGGCAGCCAUAUUCAGUGAUCAAUUCUUGCCAAUUCAAGUUAUGACUGUACUCCAUGAAAUCAACUUAGCUUUGAUGCUACUGGACAUGAAUGAAGGAUCAGGGUUCUCCUCUUGCAGCUGUAGAUAUGAGAGUUUAUAUAGUGCACGGUUUUAAUUUAUCACUGCACCAAGUGUUUCUGGUUUAUACCUUCUUGAUCUGCUUUUGCCUUGUUUCUGAAAACUAAACCCGCCUUAAUCGUACUUGCAUGUAGAAAAUGGUUUGCCUGACUGUCGCCUUAAGUACUGCUACAUGUUUCAGUGUAACUGAGCCAAUGAGACAUUUACCACUGUAUUGCUUGAAGACUUCUCCAAGGAAUACUGUAUCCUUCUCAUUCAACCAGAGCCUUUUUCUCCCCCUCACUCAUCCUGUGUGGUGCACUGAGCUAUUUUAUUCUUGUUUGCUUUUGGUGGUCAGUGCCCUGUUGUGGCAGCACUCUUAAUGCUGCAUCACAACUCGUUCCAGACUGGAGCCUUGUUUACAAUAGGUCUGGCAGAGCGGCAGCCACUGAGUAUACAACUGAUAUAUAUUUCAUAUUCAAGUGUCCCUCUCCAGGGUAAACUGCCAUGAGGUUUAUUCAGAUUUUUUUUUUGCUUGUCUAAUGCUUGUCAUACUGAGAAUAUAUUCUUAAAUGCAUCAAAUGUGUUGCUGCAGUGACAAACCUAAAAAAUAUAUUUCAGACCUGA